CAUUCUGGUUUUCCUCUUUUUUUCUGCUCAGAACUUCUGGACCUGCAGCCAUUGCCUGUGACAGCUCUGGGGAACCAAGAGUUUGAGAGCUUGUACAAGUUCACUCACUUUAAUCCCAUCCAGACACAGAUCUUCCACACACUGUACCACACUGACACCAACGUCCUGCUGGGGGCACCGACAGGCUCUGGGAAAACCAUUGCAGCCGAGCUUGCCAUGUUCCGGGUCUUCAGCAAGUAUCCCUCCUCUAAGGUUGUCUACAUUGCCCCUUUAAAAGCUUUGGUGAGAGAGAGGAUUGAGGACUGGAAGAUCAGGAUUGAAGAAAAACUGGGGAAAAAAGUGGUAGAGCUGACUGGUGACGUUACUCCAGAUAUGAGAGCUAUCGCACAAGCUGACCUCAUUGUCACCACACCAGAGAAGUGGGAUGGAGUGAGCAGAAGUUGGCAGAACAGGAGCUAUGUUCAGAAAGUGGCCAUUCUCAUCAUAGAUGAGAUCCACCUGCUGGGUGAGGACAGAGGCCCUGUGUUGGAGGUAAUUGUGUCCAGGACUAACUUCAUCUCCUCUCACACUGCAAAGGCAGUGAGAGUGGUUGGUCUGUCCACAGCUCUGGCCAAUGCUCGGGACCUCGCUGACUGGCUGGGAAUUCAACAGGUGGGGUUGUUUAACUUCCGUCCAUCUGUGCGUCCUGUCCCACUGGAAGUUCACAUUCAUGGUUUCCCAGGACAACACUACUGUCCCCGAAUGGCCAGCAUGAACAAACCCACUUUCCAAGCAAUACGCAGUCAUUCACCUGCCAAGCCAGUGCUGAUUUUUGUGUCAUCAAGAAGACAAACCCGUCUGACUGCCCUGGACCUGAUUGCCUAUCUGGCCACAGAGGACAACCCCAAGCAGUGGCUGCACCAAGACGAGAGUAUGAUAGAGGAUGUCAUUGCUACGGUGAGAGAUUCCAACUUGAAGCUGACCCUAGCCUUUGGGAUUGGCAUGCACCAUGCCGGUCUUCAUGAAAGGGACAGAAAGACUGUGGAGGAGCUGUUUGUCAACUGCAAGAUCCAGGUUCUGAUCGCCACCAGUACUUUGGCAUGGGGAGUAAACUUUCCUGCCCACCUGGUGGUUGUCAAGGGAACAGAAUACUACGAUGGAAAAUCCAGGCGCUAUGUGGACUACCCCAUUACAGAUGUCCUGCAGAUGAUGGGGCGAGCUGGUCGUCCACAGUUUGAUGACCAGGGCAAAGCAGUUAUUCUGGUCCAUGACAUCAAGAAGGAUUUCUACAAGAAGUUUCUCUAUGAACCAUUCCCUGUUGAGUCCAGCCUCCUCAGUGUACUGUCGGACCACCUGAAUGCUGAAAUUGCAGCCGGAACUAUCUCGUCCAAGCAGGACGCUAUGGAUUACAUCACAUGGACAUAUUUCUUCAGACGGCUGGUGAUGAAUCCCAGCUAUUACAGCCUAGAAGACAUCAGCCACGAGUCCAUCAACAAAUACCUCUCCAACUUGGUAGAAAGAAGCUUGCUGGACCUGGAAUGCUCUUACUGCAUUGACAUUAAAGAGGAUGAUCAGACAGUUGAGCCACUGACAUAUGGUCGCAUUGCUUCUUAUUACUACCUGAAGCAUCCAACCAUCCGGAUGUUUAAGGAACGACUGAGAGCCGAGCUGCCUCUGCAUGACCUACUCUCUGUCCUCACAGUGAGUCAGAAACCCUACGAUCUAGUUUA
This is a messenger RNA of Poecilia latipinna (sailfin molly), 1709 nucleotides long. RefSeq names its product activating signal cointegrator 1 complex subunit 3-like. Gene Ontology annotation, cellular component: nucleus. Gene Ontology annotation, molecular function: nucleic acid binding; ATP binding. The transcript has 12 exons. Lineage: Eukaryota; Metazoa; Chordata; Actinopteri; Cyprinodontiformes; Poeciliidae. The record is from RefSeq and is a predicted model, not a curated record. The annotation marks the transcript as partial.